Molecule: messenger RNA, 1864 nt
Organism: Cicer arietinum (chickpea)
Lineage: Eukaryota; Viridiplantae; Streptophyta; Magnoliopsida; Fabales; Fabaceae
Product: RNA pseudouridine synthase 2, chloroplastic
Biological process (GO): enzyme-directed rRNA pseudouridine synthesis
Molecular function (GO): RNA binding; pseudouridine synthase activity
Source: RefSeq, a predicted model, not a curated record
UAAUAAAUGGAAAUUUAGUGAACAUAGGAAAGGAAAUAACGUUAAUUUUUUCAAAAAUAUUAUUUUGAUAUCAAUUUUAUUUAAAGAAUCUAAUGCCAAAAUUCAUAUACAUUAAAUAUCGAAAAAUAGAGUAUUUACAUAUUAUAUAUAUGUGCAGCUACAUAUAAAACGGUACCUACGAGAAAAUUUUAGCAUCAAAUAUUUUUAAUUACAGUUAAUUUGCCAAAUUUUAUAUGCUAAAUAGACGCAAUAGAGUUUUUAUGUAUUUGAUUUGAUAGAAAAAGAAGAAACAUUUGAAUUGAAAUGAUAUCACUUAAUAACUCAUGUGGAUGUUGUGGUGUUUCCACAGCAACAAGAGCAUUCCAAUCUCAGUUUCGAACUUCACCUUCUUCACUGUUUUUCUUCUCUCCCACUAAGUUUCCACGUGGCGUUGCGAGAGCCGUUUCUGGUUUGGCCGAUGAUUCGAACUCGAACGGAGAGCCAAAAUCGAAUUACGCAGGCGUGCGGUUGGAAGAGAUCGUGGACGGUGAAAUCAAAUCUGGGAAACUGAGACUAGACACUUGGAUCUCUUCUCGCAUCAAUGGCAUCAGUAGGGCUCGUGUUCAAUCAAGUAUUAAAGCCGGACUCGUUCAUGUCAAUGGCCGUCUCGUUGAUAAGGUUUCUUUCAAUGUCAGAGCUGGGGAUGAAAUCAAGUGCACAAUUGCAGAGUUGCAAAAGUUGAGAGCUGUGCCGGAAAACAUACCUUUGGAUAUAGUUUAUGAAGAUGAGCAUUUGCUAGUCAUAAAUAAACCUGCACACAUGGUUGUGCAUCCAGCACCUGGCAAUACAUCUGGGACACUCGUCAAUGGCAUUCUUCACCAUUGCAACCUGCCAAAUGUUGAAUUUUCUAAAGACGAAGCUCUUUCAGAUACAGAAGAUUCGGAUGAUGAACUUAAUGGCUUCACGUCCCAGGCACCUUCUUGUGAAGGGUUAGAUUCUAGAUUGUCUAUAGCAUCAAUUCGCCCAGGAAUUGUACACAGAUUAGACAAAGGCACGAGUGGGUUACUAGUUGUUGCAAAGGAUGAACAUUCUCAUAUGAAAUUGUCUGAACAAUUCAAGCUGCGCACUAUCAAGAGGGUCUAUAUUAGUCUCACUGCCGGGGUACCUACUCCAGUUGCUGGGCGUGUUGAGGUUCCGGUUGGUCGUGAUCCUAAUAACCGGCUUCGUAUGACUGCUGUAGCUGGACCACUUACCUCUAUGAAGGCCCGUCAUGCUGCUAGUAGGUAUAAAGUAAUUGAGAUACUUGCUGGGGGUAGCUGUGCAUUGGUUGAGUGGAAGUUGGAAACCGGACGCACUCAUCAGAUCCGUGCACAUGCCAGGUAUUUGGGUGUACCUCUGCUUGGUGAUGAGGUAUAUGGAGGGACGAAAAACAUGGUCUUGUCACUGCUAAGGCCGCGAACAACUCCGAGUUUGCAUGGGGAAAUGACUAAAAUGGUUUCUGAGCUAGAUAGGCCUUGCCUUCAUGCUAUGACUCUCGGGUUUCAGCAUCCUCAUACAGGGGAGCAGGUGCACUUUUCAUGCGAACCCCCUGUAGAUUUUAAUGAGAUUUUGAGCCAGCUUCGUAGAAUUGGCAGGCAGUGAGUGGAUUUCUCUCUAAAUGGUCACAUUUUUAAAAGGGUAUUGUAAGCCGGGUUGGCCUUCUUAUCAUUAUUAUGUACUUAAUUGCUUAAUCUUUCUUUCAUUCCCAUUAUUAUUGAUUGAAAUUUUGAAAAUACAAUGUCAAACAUAAAAUAUGAUAGUGUAGACAGAAUAAUGGUUUAUUUUUAUUAAAAUUGACACCAUGCAGUAAAUUUCAGAAAUAAAAUUUACUGGCUCCUUGUUCUUU